AUGAGUCUGCAGAUUUUAAAUGCAGAAAAUGAAGAAAAUGGAGGAAACAUUCAGGAUGAUCUAACAGCGGAAGACUGUGGCUUAUUUGCGCCGCCGGAACCUACGGGGAAACCUUCCAUUCUACGCCUGUCCCAGAAGGAAAACUUACCACCAAAAAAUGUGGCUAAAACGAUGAAGGUGACCUUUCAAACUCCUCAAAGAGAUCCUCAGACUCGAAAAAUCUUAAGUCCUACUAUGACAGACAAACUUGAGACUGCUUUUGCUCUUGAUGAUUGCCAUGAAGACUUGACAGAUGUUUUCCAUGAACUUUCUGAUGCUGAGGUCAACAUGGACACAUGUCAACAAAAGACUGAAGCUGAAGCAAACAAGACACAAAUGCCAGAGAAGGUCAGCGCAGCUCCUUUCCCAGAUGAUGAGAUGCCAGUGAAGAGCUGUGGUUCCUACAAUCUUGAUUUUGAUAACUUAGAUGACAUCAAUCCUUUUCAAAGUUCAGUGCAGUUGCCUCAUUCUCCUGGAAAUCUGCAGAAGUCUCCUGUAAGAGUACCUGCCAGCCCUGAGAAAACUACUGAAAAAAGUCAUGAUUCUCUUCUGCUGGAAGAUACAGCUACUUUUGCUUCAACCACAGCAAGUACAGAGUGUUUAAGUGAAGAAUCUGCGCUGAGAGAGCUGGGGUCAAACAAAUCCAAGCUGUCCCCUAAGCAAGCAGUUGGUGACUCUGAGCAGGGUGUGAAGUCUGCUUCCACAGGUGUGAGCCAAACUGAUAAUGCAGUGGGAUUAGCAGAGGCACCUGAACCUCCUGUACAGUUACCUGGCAACUUAAAUUCCAGUAGUUCUGAUGUAACUAAUUCUUCUAAGACUGAUGAAUUAGAGCUUCAGAAUGUUUCAGUAGCAGAAAAAGCCUCUGCAGAGGAGUCAAAACCUGCUGAAGAGCUGGCUGCCUCUAAAGGAAAACCUGCAGAAAAGCCUGAUGUCACCAAGGCUGGACCAGUAAAACUGGAAUUUGACUAUGAUAAUACCACUGUUAAAAAACCACCUCCUAAGAAACUAGGUAAAAGACUUGGACUUAAGCCACCUUCAAAAAGAAUUCCUAUUGCCAAAACAAAACUAGAGAAUACUGAAGUGCAAAAUAAAAGUAACUUGGAAGAUGAAAUCCCUCUUCCUAAAGCAUCUUAUAAGUUUGACUGGGACAAACUUGAUGAUCCAAACUUUAACCCAUUUGGAGGAGGCUCUAAAAUUUCCACCUCACCCAAGUGUUCUAAACCUAGCCCUCAAAAAGUUCCCCUGCAAGAGGAACAGGAUAGUACCUCAUCCAGAAAGGAACCUCUUCCAGUGGAACAGGAUAACAGGCCAAGUACCUGUGACAUUCCUGAAAAAAGAGAACCCGAAAAUCAGGAAAUUGUUGAGCAGAGUGUGGUAGAAGAUAUGCCAGAAGCUCAAAAACAGAAGCCAGGAGUUCAAGCAGAAGCUGAACUUUCAGGAGAGAGAGACAUGGAGAAGCAAAUGAGCCCAUCCAAAAAGUCUCCAGCUAAUGUCCCCUCUCAAGAUAAUUUGGCUUCCUCUGGCAGUGGAAAAAAGUCAAUGUCUGCAGAAGAAAUUAAACCUAGUUCCCAGAGAACUGAAGUAACAGCAGAUGAGGAGACAGCUAAUGCUGAACCUGAAGAGAUGUUCAGACCCCCAUCAGAAGUUCUAGGAAUGGACAUAGAAAUAGACUAUCUGGAACAGUUUGGGACUUCCUCGUUCAAAGAGUCUGCCUUGAGAAAACAGUCACUGUAUUUGAAGUUUGACCCUCUAUUGAGAGACAGUCCAAGGAAACCAAUUUCUGAUGCUGUUGAAACAAACAAGAGUAUCAUGACAGCUCCACCUCAGCAGGGUCCUGCUGCUGAUUUAAGUACAUUGCUUGAGGAAGCUGAAAAGCCUCUAGUGAGUCUUCACGAUGAUGAAAAACCAAAAGGACUAGAUCUUCUGGGGACACUUGCAAGUUCUGACACAGGUCCCCUAUUUCCAGACUCUCAGAGUAGUGAUGUUCCUCCAGUCCCUUUUGCUGCUUCCACAAACACUGCAGUGGAUGCUAUUAUAGAUGUGCUAAAAUAUAGCCAAAAAGACAUGGAUGCAGCUGUUGAACUGGUUAAGAGAGAGGUUCAAGAGAAAGAGUUGGAGACUGAGGAAUGGAAAAAGAAGUAUCAUAAGCUUCAUAUGGAAUACAAGGAAAUGGGAAAAAUAGUUGCUGAGUUUGAAGAUACAAUAACACAAAUGAUGGAGGAUGCUCAGAAGCAGAAGGAAAUCGCGAAGAAAGAAAUGCAGAGGAUGGUGGAAGAGAAGCAGCAAGUUGUCUUGGAUCUGAACUCUAUGGAGAAGUCUUUCUCUGAACUCUUCAAACGAUUUGAAAAACAGAAAGAUGUGCUAGAGGGUUACCACAGAAAUGAAGAAGCUCUGAAAAAAUGUGCUGAAGAAUACUUGGCUAGAAUUAAAAAAGAGGAGCAGAGAUACCAGGCACUCAAGGCACAUGCUGAAGAAAAGCUGCAGCAAGCAAAUGAGGAAAUCGCCCAGUUACGAAGCAAAUCGAAGUCAGAGAUAGCAGCACUACAGGCCAGUCUGCGCAAAGAGCAAAUGAGGAUCCAGUCUUUAGAGAGGAGCCUGGAACAAAAGACUAAAGAAAAUGAUGAGCUAACAAAAAUCUGCGAUGACUUGAUCUUGAAGAUGGAAAAAAAUUGA
Acanthisitta chloris (rifleman) is the source of this 2712-nucleotide messenger RNA. It is a transcript of the gene TACC3, whose product is annotated as transforming, acidic coiled-coil containing protein 3. The coding region runs from base 1 to 2712 and encodes 903 amino acids. The transcript is spliced from 16 exons. Gene Ontology annotation, cellular component: cytoplasm. Gene Ontology annotation, biological process: mitotic spindle organization; cerebral cortex development; cell population proliferation. NCBI's taxonomy places the organism in Eukaryota, Metazoa, Chordata, Aves, Passeriformes, Acanthisittidae. The record is from RefSeq and is a predicted model, not a curated record.